ACAUCCCGGGUCAGCCGAGGCCCAGCUCAGGGCCUGGUCUGCCCUGGACCGUGCCCAUUACCCUUGGAAGAGUGCCCAUCCAGCCCCCUCCCCAGGAGGCCACAUACUCCGCGUACUGAUAGCUCCCCCGCCUGUCUCGCCACUUCCAGACUGAAGCGGUCCCCGCUGAAGGUGAGAUUCUGCACCAAUGAGUCACAGAAGUCCCGGGGAGACCUGGUGGGGCUGCUUCGGCGGCUGGGCUUCGACAUCUCCGAGGGCGAGGUGACGGCCCCGGCCCCAGCCACCUGCCUGAUCCUGAAGGAGCGAGGCCUGCGGCCACACCUGCUUAUCCAUGACGGAGUCCGCUCAGAAUUUGAUCAAAUAGACACGUCCAACCCAAACUGUGUCGUAAUUGCAGAUGCAGGAGAAAGCUUUUCUUAUCAAAACAUGAAUAAAGCUUUCCAGGUGCUCAUGGAGCUGGAAAAUCCUGUGCUCCUCUCACUGGGAAAAGGACGCUACUACAAGGAGACCUCUGGCCUGUUGCUGGACGUUGGUCCCUACAUGAAGGCGCUUGAGUAUGCCUGUGGUAUCGAAGCGGAGGUGGUGGGGAAGCCUUCUCCCGAGUUUUUCAAGUCUGCCCUGCAAGAGAUGGGAGUGGAGGCCCACCAGGCCAUCAUGAUCGGAGAUGAUAUCGUGGGCGACGUCGGCGGUGCCCAGCGGUGCGGGAUGAGGGCUCUGCAGGUGCGGACGGGGAAGUACAGGCCCAGUGAUGAGCACCAUCCAGAAGUAAAGGCUGAUGGGUACGUGGACAACCUCGCGGAGGCCGUGGACCUGCUGCUGCAGCACACAGACAAGUGACGGGCCUUCUGGGAGGGCCUCUAGCCUCCUGCCACCCUUCCCUGUGCCCAGACCACGCAAGGCCCUGUCCCCUGCCCUGGACAGGCAGGUGGAAGGGGGCCAGCCAGGCAGUUCGGGGCUGCCCUGUUCCUGGGCCUGAGCCACCAGCCCCUCUUCUGCUUCCCUCUGCAGAACCCCCCCCCGCCCCCAGUCACACCUCCCAGCUGCCUGGGCAGAGUUUGAUCCCCACCUGAUGGCCUGUCCCCUGCCUGUGCGUCCUUGGUGGAGUCAGGAGGUGGGGCAGACCUGUUGAAUCCCUGAGCCUGUUCACUCUCCAUUCCCACCAGAUCCUUUAAAUGCUCCACCUAACUGGACUCAGGUGUUUGCCCACUGCCUCCUAUCAGACAGUCCUGGCAUUUUAGGGAGGUGCUUGGAGAAAGCAGGGGCCUCCUGUGCACCGUCCUCGCAGCCCAGAGCUGAACCCGCCUCCCCGGGACUGCCCAGCGGCCCUGGGCCCUAGCCGCUGUCAGAGUGGCCACCCAGCAUUCCCCACGCACCCCUUACCGAUGCAGCCACCCUCUUCUCAUCCCAAGUCACCUCUGGAGCAAAAUGGAGCAGCCCUCAGGGGCACUCUGAAGACCACCAUCCUACAGAGCAAGAAUUGUAACCUCUAGAAUCCAGGUUGCAGGCAGAGAGUACUUUCUGGAGCCUUAACUCCAAAUGUGUCACACCCAGGGUGCGCAGGAGGACACUAACGGAUAAUAAACUCUGCCCUGACCAGCGACGACUUGGGCUUCGACUGCACGGGGGUGGGAGGGGGCACCGUCCCUGAUCUUGCCAUGUGCUUGACCCUCUAAACAUCGGGGGCCAGGGUCCUGAGACAUCUCGCCUGCCCCAAACUCUUGGUUUAACAGGCGGGGAAAGUGAGGACCCGUGGGGACCAGGUGGACCUUCCCUCAUGGAGCAGCCCUGAGGCCGGGGCGGUGAGCCACGGCUUCCCCAAUUCACUCACAGCCCAGGUUUCAGGUUUCAGAAUCAGUCAGCAGAACAGAUAACUUGAUUGCUCUGUUCCUCCCCAAAUUCAGUGCAGAAGCCAUUGACAAAUCUUGGAAGACUCCUUCUAAGAGAAGUCCUGAGUCCUCCGUACAAGAUUUCCAUUAAAUGAAGGCAGAUGAAGAUUUAAAAGCUAAACCCGGAACCUGAGUUCCCUGGAACAGGAGCCCAGGGCCGGCGGGGGCUGUGCUGUCCCCAGGCUGUGCCCGCCAUUCCGGCCACCAUUAAAUCAGAAUUCGGAAGAUA
Molecule: messenger RNA, 2115 nt
Organism: Vicugna pacos (alpaca)
Lineage: Eukaryota; Metazoa; Chordata; Mammalia; Artiodactyla; Camelidae
Source: RefSeq, a predicted model, not a curated record